Molecule: messenger RNA, 1343 nt
Organism: Chanos chanos (milkfish)
Lineage: Eukaryota; Metazoa; Chordata; Actinopteri; Gonorynchiformes; Chanidae
Product: arylamine N-acetyltransferase 2-like
Exons: 2
Coding region: 1-843 (280 amino acids)
Molecular function (GO): arylamine N-acetyltransferase activity
Source: RefSeq, a predicted model, not a curated record
AUGGAUGUUCAAAAAUAUCUACGUCGAAUUGGCUGCGCUGAUCCAUGUCCUCCGACCCUAGACACACUCCGAUACAUUCACCGAAAUCAUUUGCUGAAUGUACCCUUUGAAAAUUUGACUAUUCAUUCCGGGGGAUGGGUGAACCUUGAACUCCCCUCGCUUUAUGAAAAAAUAGUCCUACAGCGUCGCGGAGGGUUUUGCUUUGAGAAUAAUGGUCUGUUUUCCUGGCUUCUGGUCCAGCUAGGAUUUGAGGUGACAAUCUUAUCUGCUCAAGUGAGGAACCGUUUCACUGGAUUGUAUGGACCGCCGUUUGAUCACUUUAUUAUGCAGGUCACAGUCGACGGCCAUAGAUGGCUCUGUGAUGUGGGCUUUGGAUCUGGAUUUGAGCUUCCACUUUCCCUUGAGACUGACGGUCCCCAAAAACAAGGACGUGGAGUUUAUCGGUUAAGACAUCAAGGCGAGACUAUCUUUCUAGGAACCCAGUCAAGUAAUCAAAGUGAAGUGAAACAGAACCAGUGGACCGAACUAUACAAGUUUACUCUUGAACCACGUCGUCGAGAAGAUUUUCAUGCCAUGUGUGACUACCAUCAGACAUCACCAAGUUCAGUCUUCUUCUGCAAGUCUCUUUGUUCCCUCCUUUUGACACACGGAAGAGUCACAUACAUGGGCCGAAAACUGAAAGUUACCACCUUUUCUCCCGAGGACGGACAGCAGCAAAUAACGGAAACGGACCUAUCAGAUGAGGAGAUCCCGGAGAUACUGAAAGAAAAGUUUGGAAUCGUGCUUCCAUUUCCACUUAUUCCAAAAGAUAUCGAGAUAGUGCCACCUGCAGUAAUCUAUUAAUUUUUCAUUCUCAUUUCAAAGCACUAUAGUUUAAUCUUGGCGAGAUUAUUAACUGUUAAAUGGCGGGAUAAGUGAUAUUCCAACAGUCCUGGUGUACUUAAAUUGCUUUACAGGUCGGUGCUUUGAGGUAACAUGGAUAUCGAGGAGAUUACAGGGGGAUGUGAUUAAGACCUGCAAUUCCACUAUAAGCACCAUCAAAACUAGCGUUCACUUAACGUCAAAAUACAAUUCUUAUACGCAGGUCGAGAAAGUUUUAAGCAUUCCCUUUGUACCGUAUACUUAACCGUUUAUAUGAAAUAACUAUGUUCAUUAACAAUCAUUUGAUGUUUUUUGUUACUGAACAAGUAAACUAUUAUGUCUUAGAAGACCUUCCAUCUUCCUUCAGUGAAUUCAGCCGUGGUUUGGGGUACUUGCCAUAGAACUUAGAGAGAUGAUAGAAUACUGGGAAUAGUUCUUUCUUAAUCAGCUGUCUGUAAUAUGACAACAACACUGCUGUGCAC